Molecule: messenger RNA, 1983 nt
Organism: Caenorhabditis bovis
Lineage: Eukaryota; Metazoa; Nematoda; Chromadorea; Rhabditida; Rhabditidae
Source: the annotation of a GenBank genome assembly
AUGGCGAUGUACGCGCUCUCGCCGGACGUCCUUCAGCACUGUCUACACUCGAAUCCGGAGAAUGUGGUUCGAGCGGUGACGAUCGAGAUCGAAGGUGACAAAUCAUGCGCGGUCACAAUUCGAAUCGAUCAGGCCGUCGUGAUCCCAUCGGAGAAGCUUCAUCCAGCACUCGACUGUGUUGUGGGCUCCGGUGGUGAGCGAUUGAGCAGAAUCUAUCGCAAUCAUUUCCACAAACUGAGCACUUAUUUGGCGGAUCCGCGCAAAUUCUUCAUCGACUAUCACAAAAAGCACGUUCGGGUGUUGAAUCGAGCGAAAGUGCCAAAGUUGAAGUUGCUCGGUGCGCGAUAUGACGAGAUGAUGAGCAUUUCUGACCAAAUCAGAUUCGUUGGAAACGACUUUGAUCACAUGAUUAUUGUAUUGCUCAAAGUUUCUGAAAAUGAGCAAAUUCAAGCUCCAGAAUCGUUCGUGACCUUUUUGGCUUAUAUUUUCCCACUGGAUAGUUCUAAAUUGACGGAUGAGCAAUUUAUCAAACUAAUUCUGCAAUGCUUGUCAAUGAUGCCUGAUUAUGGGGCCAAUUUUUCGAAUGUUUUUAUUGCCUGGCUUUUGAGUAAAUCCGACGACACCAAUAGCAAUUUGAUCAAAUGCCGUCAGGGGAAACUUGAAGAAAUCGACUCGUCGUUCUUCUUUGAGCGCACAUUCCCAUUAUUCAAAAUCGCAAUGGAGCGCUACCUCGAUUCUGGAAUGGCGAAAUAUUCAAGAAAUCCAUAUGUGGAAAUGAAUGUGUGCAAAAUACUCACCGAAUUUCAAACGCAUCCCGAUCUCGGCAAAUUUUUGAACGGCGCGUUUCUGGUGCCGGCGAUUCGCAAAUACGAUGAAUGGCGGAUUGAAAAUGCGAAAAGGGCAAAUUUGUUUCACAAGGCCUUCGGCUCAUUAAUUCAACUCACUCCUGCCGAAUUUAUCUGGGAUUUCAUCAAUUAUUAUUGCGAUACUAAUAUCAAUUGCUCAGAUGUUUGGAAUGACACUGAAAAAGUGCAUGAGAUUUCUACGGUUCUCGGCAUUUGUUUCUCUUAUUUUCACGAUUUUGGCGAUGCCAGCGAUCAGGCAACGCAACUCUGCCAGCGGAUUCUUGAGGGAUUCGCGAAUCCGAAUGUGCUCCGCGCCAACAGCGUGCUCGAUUUGAGCAAUCUGUUCAUUUCGGCGGAAAUUUGCCUAAAAUCCGCGAGAAUUUUUCCGCUCUUCUAUCCAGAGAGAUAUUGCCAUCGGCUGCAGACGUACCGAUAUUUCAAAUGUCACGCUCUCGGCCUAUUCAAUUCGCUGUUGGACGCAAUUCUGACAAUCGCCGAUUUUCAUAUGAGGGAUUCGCGACGAAUUCUGAAGAUUGUCGAUCUCAUCGAGUACGCCGAGCUUUUCGUGAAGCCAAGCUCGAUUCUGAACACGAAGCACGACAAUUUCGAGGCGUCUCACGUCAGCACAUGGGUCAAAAAAUUGGUGAAUGUGUUCAAUUUCCACAAAUUUCUCACCGAAAUGAAAGCCGGCGAAUGUCGGGACAUGGAAAUUUUUAUAAGCCUUCUUGAGUUCAUCUGCAGAAUGUAUAUGAGCAGCGCGACACCUUCGAGAGGCGCAAUGAUCCACGAUCAGAAUCGGUUUCCGCUCUUCUCGAAUCCCAUUCUCAAACGAUGCGAUCUGAGGUUCAUCGACAGUCAAGGGUUGUUCGAGAGUUGCGCGGAAGCGCUCUGGAUCGGACUCGAGUCGAAUUGGUGUCGUCAUUGGCACGUGACGAUCAGAAGGCUUCUCAUUCAAAUCCAUUCAAGGGAUCUCAGCAAACCGAGCAGCGAAGUCGAGAAAAUCAUUGUGCAACGACUCCAAUCAAGCGAUGAGACAAUUCGAGAGAAGACGAUCUACAUUUGCGAGGUCAUGUCAGGAGCGAUUAUGACUUCUGACAAGCCGUUCGAUUCAGUUUCCAUUAACAUUUUCUCCAUCUAA